GUGACCACUGGCCAGUGAGCGAGUCUCUGCCAUUUUUGUGUUUCUUUUCUCAGUGGGGAUGAUGGGUUGCGUUGGGGUUUGGAUAGAUUCUUGAGCUCGGCUGUCACCCAAGAACAGGACCCUUAACUUCAUUUCUUUUCAUUUCCAUUAUCUUUUGGUUGCUUUGAAAAGCAAAUUUCAUUUCGGAGCCCGCUUUCGUUUUCCCCUUUCCCCAUCUGGUUUUCCAUUUCAGCUUCUGCUUCGAAUCUGGUUUAGGUUUCAGCUUCUUACUUCCUGUCUUUGCUUAAGCUCAAACCCGUCAUACCCAUCUUGCAGAACGGAUAUAUUCUCUCUUAUUGCGUCUUUUUAGCUACUUACUUUUUCAUAUUCUGAAAGAAUCAGUGCAGAUGGGGGUUUUGAGCUGAUUUCACCUAAUGCAACAGAUACCCACUUCUACUCUCGUUUUUCUCACCAAGUAUCAGCUGAGAUUCUGCUCUGUUUAUCUUCUGCUUUAGAGUUUCUGAGUUGCUCAGCUUCCCCACUUCACUAGGCUGACAAGAUCCUGGUUGGAAUUUCUGCUUUGUCUCUGUUUUGCUUCUAGGUCUUCAUACACGAGAUAAAGGUAGUGGCUUCUGAGCUUUUUAAGCUACAUUUCAAGUUCUUUUCCCCGACCCAAGUUUCUAUUUUGAGGCAUCGAUCGCUUGUGAUGGGUUGGUUGGUGUCUCUGGGGUUGGCCUGGGUGUUGUCGCUCUCAGUGGUGUGCUCAGUGAGUGGGAUAGGGGCAAACUGGGGCACUCAGGACACACACCCUCUCCCACCAGCGACGGUGGUGAGGAUGCUGAGAGACAAUGGCUUCCAAAAGGUGAAGCUUUUCGACGCGGACUAUGGGGCGUUGAGAUCUCUGGGAAGGACUAAUAUUGAGGUCAUGGUGGGGAUACCCAACGACAUGCUUGCUUCCUUGGCGAGCAGUGUGAAAGCUGCUGAGAGAUGGGUGUCCAAGAAUGUCUCCACUCACAUCUCCAGCUUUAAUACCAACAUAAGGUAUGUUGCUGUUGGCAACGAACCUUUCCUGCAAACCUACAAUGGAAGUUUCCUCACCACAACCUAUCCUGCCCUCCGGAAUGUCCAAUCUGCCCUCAUAAAAGCUGGCCUGAGCAGCCAAGUGAAGGUCACUGUCCCCCUCAAUGCCGACGUCUAUGAGAGCUCGAGCAGCUUACCAUCUGGUGGGGAUUUUCGUGCGGACAUCCGCAACUACAUGAUCCAGAUUGUCAAAUUCCUGAGUGAUAACGGGGGUUCUUUCACUGUGAAUAUCUACCCCUUCAUUAGUCUCUACACUGAUGCCAACUUCCCCGUGGAUUAUGCCUUCUUUGAUGGCAACACAUCCCCAUUAGUCGAUGGCAGCACAACGUACUAUAACAUGUUCGAUGCUAACUACGACACACUCGUGUGGGCCCUGCAGAAGAAUGGCUUUGGGAACUUGCCCGUCAUAGUCGGAGAGAUUGGGUGGCCCACUGAUGGGGACCGGAAUGCGAACCUGGUCUAUGCCCAGCGCUUCAACCAAGGCUUCAUUUCCCACAUAUCGGGUGGCAAAGGAACCCCCAUGAGACCUGGACCCAUUGAUGUGUACUUGUUCAGUCUUAUCGAUGAGGAUGCUAAGAGCAUCGAGCCAGGAAAUUUCGAGCGCCACUGGGGGAUUUUCAGCUAUGACGGGAGGCCGAAGUACUUGUUCAAUCUUGGCACCACCAAUUCCAAUGGCUUGAUUCCUGCACAAGGCGUGCACUAUCUCGAGCAGAAGUGGUGUGUGCUGAAAAUGUCAGCCAACCUCACAGCUGAUAUAGUGGCGCCAAGCGUGAGUUACGCGUGCUCCCGUGCUGAUUGCACUGGCCUUGGUUAUGGGACAUCAUGUGGAAAUCUAGAUACUGAAGGGAACAUCUCGUAUGCAUUUAAUAGUUACUACCAGAUACAUAAUCAGCUUGACGACGCUUGCAAGUUUUCAGGCUUGGCGACGGUCACGACGACGAAUCCUUCAGUAGGGAGUUGCAAAUUCAUCAUCAUGAUCGAACCCUAUUAUGGGAGUGCUGGAAGGCUACGUGGCUAUCUCGGAAAUGUAUUCGGAUCGUCACUCAGCCUGAUUGUUUUGUUUCUGAUUAUUCUGUGACACUUAAUUUCUAUGUUCAUAAGCACUAAUUUUUACCAAGCAGGGUUAGGUGAAAGCCAUUGUGUAGAGACAAGGAUGGCAUCAAUGGUCGAUUCUCUGUUUUGGUUGGCAAAUUGGUCAGUGGAUGAGGCAAGAUCAUGGUUAGAAUGCUUAUCACCGGGAUGAGGCAUGAUGCGAUGGUUACUUAGAGAUAUGCUGUCUUGAUAGAACAAGAUGAAUUGUCUUCCUCACUCUUCUUUUGGUGUAUACAAGGUGAAUGUAUACACAAGCACAGACAAUAUCUGCGUAUCCUAUUUCUUGGGCAGCAGGGUUUUGUUUCUGGGUUGUUCAGUUGUGCCUUAUGCUCUUCCGCUCACGGUAGGUUUGCCUAUCAGGAGGCGAUGCAUUAUUGACGUGGGACAAAACGGCGGAUGAGUUCACGGAUUGAGCUUUGCCAAAUCUAAGAACAUUUGUUUGUGAUUUGAGGAUAAAGUAUUGUCUUGAUCACCAGUGGUCCGCCUACUUAUUUUGCUAAAAGUAGCCAAAUGCCUUUUCUUGUGUAA
Rhodamnia argentea is the source of this 2679-nucleotide messenger RNA. RefSeq names its product glucan endo-1,3-beta-glucosidase 6. The transcript has 3 exons. Gene Ontology annotation, molecular function: hydrolase activity, hydrolyzing O-glycosyl compounds. The coding region runs from base 686 to 2137 and encodes 483 amino acids. Gene Ontology annotation, cellular component: plasma membrane. Gene Ontology annotation, biological process: carbohydrate metabolic process. NCBI's taxonomy places the organism in Eukaryota, Viridiplantae, Streptophyta, Magnoliopsida, Myrtales, Myrtaceae. The record is from RefSeq and is a predicted model, not a curated record.